AUGGCACAAUAUUCAAUAGUGAAUAUUAAUAAUUUUCUUGCAGACAGUGAUGCUUAUAUUCAAUCAUGUUUUACACGUAGAAAUGCACUUAUAAUUAUGUCUGGUCUUAUUAUAUUUUUUAUUUUCUAUUAUAUUUGGUUUAGUCAUAGUGGAAUGGUAUUUAUAAAAUCAUUAGAUACAAGAAUUUAUUAUUCAAAACUUCAAAAAUUAGUUUCCUAUGAUGAUAAUAGUAAAAUAUUGAAGGAUAAAGCUCAAGGACCAUUAACAUGUUUAAUAAUAAUUCGUUCAGCUGAUGGAGCUCUUGGUAAUAGAAUGUUUUUAUUUGCAAGUGCUUAUGGUAUGGCUCGUCUUCAUCAAUGUCAACUUUAUGUGGCACCAUGGAUUUUAGUUGAUCUUCGAUCAGUAUUUCGUAUUCAAAUAAACGAAACAAAAGUUCAAUUAACAACAGAUGAAUCAGUUGUUGUUAAUCGAACUGAUAUUUUUAGUCGAUAUAGUUCUUGUAAUUAUUAUCCUGAUUUAUUUCGAAUUCCAUACAAUAAAACUUUUCAACGAUAUGAAAUGAAUGGAUUUUAUCAAGCUUGGGGUUAUUUUCAAAAAUAUAAAGAAGAAGUUGCAUUUUUAUUUCAAUUUAAUCAAGCAGCAAUUGUUAGAAAUGUUGGAUUAGUUGAACAACUCAUCAAAGCUGUUUGGAAUAUACCAUUAAAUCUGGGUAAUUAUACAAAAGAUACUGUUCCACAUUCAUAUUUAAAAUCAAUUUUAAUUAAUCCUCAACCACCAUUAAUGCCUGUAACUUGGAUCGGUAUUCAUAUUCGUCGUGGUGAUUUUUUAUCUUUUUUUAAAAUUGAUACAAGUAUUGAAUAUCUUACAUGGGCAAUGAAUUUUUAUCGAAGAAAAUAUAUUAAUAGUCGAUUUUUAAUUGCAAGUGAUGAUAAAAAAUAUGUUCAAACACAUUUUGGAAAUUUAUCCGAUAUUUUUGUAACACCAUCAGGUUUUUUCUCAGGUGAAGAUUUAGCUGCAUUAGUUUUAUGUGAACAUACAAUUGUUACAGCAGGAACUUAUGGUUGGUGGGCAGCAUGGUUAGCUGAUGGUGAUGUUAUUCAUGAUCUUAAUUAUCCAGUACCAUGGCAAAAUUGUGUGAGAGACCAUUAUUUUCCACCUUGGUUUCUUUUUCCACAUAAUAGUUCAAGUAAAAAAUGGCAAGCUCGAAAAAAAUAA
Molecule: messenger RNA, 1215 nt
Organism: Adineta steineri
Lineage: Eukaryota; Metazoa; Rotifera; Eurotatoria; Adinetida; Adinetidae
Source: the annotation of a GenBank genome assembly